This is a messenger RNA of Thalassophryne amazonica, 1615 nucleotides long. RefSeq lists its product as uncharacterized. Bases 125 to 1561 code for a protein of 478 amino acids. Lineage: Eukaryota; Metazoa; Chordata; Actinopteri; Batrachoidiformes; Batrachoididae. The transcript is spliced from 2 exons. The record is from RefSeq and is a predicted model, not a curated record.
CUCCCCUUUUUUUUUUAUUGCUCACCUAUUACGCCGGAAGUUAACGCAGCAUCGCAGAAAGGAUCUCAGUCGUAUUUAUAAAUUCCUCAGUCCAGCAAUCAUUUGUCAUCAGACAUCAAGCGAUAUGAACCUUAGAGAAGAAGUGCAGAUGCUGCUGGAUGAGGACCCCAACCUGGAUGAGGACCAGGCUGAGGUGCUGAAGGCUGCAGCAUGUGUCCUUGCUGUAGCUGCAAUCAAGAAGGCCAAAGCCAGAGAAAGGACAGCCAGAAGGGAAAGGAUGGUCAGAAAAGAAACGACAGUCAGAAAAGAAAGGAGUUUCAGAAGAAAAAGACAAAGGAAGAGUGUGUGGGUCAGAGAAUGGCUCUUGAAGAGACAAGAGUACGGCAUGUACGAGAAGCUCAUGAAGCACCUUGGAGCAGGAGACAUCAAGUCCUUCAGCAACUUUGUUGGAACAGACCCAGAGAUGUUCAAUCAGAUUUUGGAAGACCUGACCCUGAGGCUUCAGAAGAAAACGACCAACUGUAGAAAGCCUCUGUCCCCUGGACUCAAGCUGGCCAUCACGCUGAGGUAUCUGGCCACUGGGGACUCUUACAAGUCACUGGCCAGUGGGUUCCGGGUGGCCCCCAACACCAUCGUCACUGUUGUGCCAGAAGUGUGCCAAGUCAUCUACGACCACUACCACAAGAUGGCCUUCAAGUGUCCCACAACAGAAGAGGAGUGGAAGGAGGUGGCCCAGGGUUUCUCAGACAAAUGGGACUUCCAUCACUGCUGUGGCUGCAUAGAUGGAAAGCAUGUGAGGGUGCUAGCGCCACCUCAUUCUGGCAGUCUGUACUACAACUACAAAGGCUUCUACUCCAUCAUCAUGCUGGCGCUGGUGGAUGCCAACUACAAGUUUAUGUAUGUGGAUGUGGGAGCGUGUGGAGCUGAUGCUGGAGCUUUCACGCGCUGUGGACUGCAUCUUGCUCUGGAGCAGGACAAAGCUGGUCUGCCACCAAGUGAACCCUUGCCAGGUGGAGACACUAACAUCCCCUACUUCCUUGUUGGCGAGGACUCAUUUUCCCUCAAAAGCUGGAUGAUGAGGCCACAUUCCAAGAGAAAUAUGAUGACAGCAGAGCGCAUCUUCAACUACAGGUUGUCCAGGGCCCGUAGGACUGUGGAGAAUGCUUUUGGCAUCUUGGCCAACAGGUUCACGUGUCUCCACUCAUGCAUGAUGCAGAGACCGCAGACUGUCGCCAAGAUCGUCUUGGCAGCCUGUGCCCUACACAACCUGCUGGCUGACAAGAAUCCUGCCAGAAUGCAAGAAGCAGCAGACAAAGAGGAUCCAACCACACAUGAAGUGCAACCAGGAGAAUGGAGACGACAAGCCCAGGAGAACCCUCUGCAUGGAAUCCAGAGGCAAACGGGCAACUCUGCAGCAGCUGGUAAACGAGUGAGAGAGCGUCUGACUGAGUACUACAGUGGUGUGGGAGCCAUGCCAUGGCAGGACAGCGUGGUGGGUCACAGGAUGAUACCCACCAAGACUGAGUGUUCAAAGACACGGCAAGGUAUCUUAGAAAAAUAAAUAUUUGACUCACGGAAACUAAAUUAAGAAGGGCUCCAGAUGCACGACAAUUCU